Molecule: messenger RNA, 1835 nt
Organism: Coccinella septempunctata (seven-spotted ladybird)
Lineage: Eukaryota; Metazoa; Arthropoda; Insecta; Coleoptera; Coccinellidae
Product: protein downstream neighbor of son homolog
Exons: 2
Coding region: 97-1734 (545 amino acids)
Biological process (GO): nuclear DNA replication
Cellular component (GO): nucleus
Source: RefSeq, a predicted model, not a curated record
AGUUCUUUCUGUGGUGUUUGUUUAUUUUAUUAUUUUUACGUUAGAUUGAACUUGGUUAUUUAUUUUAUUACUUGAAAAAUUGAUUAAUAAUUCAUAAUGCCUGAAAGCCCUUCGAAAUCAACUUACCAGUGGCGAAAUCCAGCAGAUGUCUUGAAGUUACAACAGCUGAAAAUAAAGAAACGAAACUUACAAAGUAGGAUAAAUGGCUCAAAGAGCUCCAAAACUGAUGAAAAUGACAAAAAAAACUUGUUUGAAAAUGUGCUGUUGCGACAAAAACGAAAAAAUCCCUUCGCCAAAGAGGAAAGUUGCAAGAAGAAUAAGACUGAUCCGUCUAUUAGUUUGGAAGAAUCUACUGAUGGAACUCUCUUUAAACUACUACAUAAUUCAGCUUCAAUCACAAAUACAGAACCGAAACUGACUUCUUUUGACAAUAUUUUAAAUAAAUUGAGUUGUCCUGAUGAAAUAGUGGAAGUUGUGAAGGCUCAUGGUGAGAAAUGGUUACCCAUAGAUUGGACCCUCAAAUCAAAGUUAAGAUUAUUGUCUUUCAAACCGUUUCCAUGGAAUCAGAAACUCAAAUUGAGUGAGGAAGCUUCGGGCAUCACUGGCUACGCCAGAUGCCUAGGUACCAAUAGUAGUACUUAUUUGGAUACUUCACCAAAUGCAAAAUUUCAUCAGUGCUGUUUGUAUUGGCAACAACCUUCUUUACCCUGGGUUAAACUGUUUCCAAGAAGUACAAACAAAUCUUCUGGAGGUGGAAUCAGCUUAGCUAAUAGCCCUGAAGUUCGCGAUGCAUUACAAAAUGCAUGGUUCGACAGUUUGCGUUCUCUAUUCCAACUGAUCAGAACGCGACAAUGUCCAUACUUUUAUGUUUGUGCGAACAAUUUUACAGUAUUAUUCAGAGCUGCUGGAAUAUGUGGAUAUAGUGAUGUUCAUGCCUUAAUAAGUCCUACUACCAGAGGAUUGAGGCGUUUGCUCAAAGCUGAAGAUAUUGAAUAUCAAAUGCCUCUAAAAAAGAAAAGGAUGUCCGAUCAAGGGUAUGAUACGAUGGAUACAACAUGUGACACAACACAAGAUUCUGAACAAGUUACUGUUGAUGAUGAUGAUGACGAUGGCGCUACUGAUGACAUUUGGCUUAAAGACAUGGGGAUUAAUUCUGACGAUAUCAAACAGAUUAAAUAUACACAGCAAAAAAUUAUACACAAAGCUGAAUGCGAGGUGGACAACAGCGAGCAGAGUCUUGUGCUAAUAGAAGGCACAGAAGUCCAUUCGUUCUACAAUUUCCUGUUGAACUGCAAGAGCGCAGUUGCGAUAACAGGUUCGUUGGCUGGAGUUCCCCCAACGCUUCUCGCCCCUGUAGCCUUCAAUGGGGCAACUUUAAACGCUUUGAAAGUGCGGGAAAAUAAAGUCAAGGUAGACGAUGUUAGUUACUAUUCUAUAGAACUAAGCGGACCGAUUUUACCUACAACUAUUCAUAAUAUUUUUAACAUUCAUCCGCCGGAACAUAGUAUGACUGCCACUUUUCACAAUCUUGCCUCUACGAUACCUUUCAGUAAAACGGAACCCGGCGAGGAGAGUAAAGUUAAAGACGGUAUCGUGUUCAUCAAAGAAAAUUUAUCGGAUUGUGGUUUGAGUGACAAGGUUUUAGAACAAUUUUGUACGACAGACUCUAAAAAUAUUGUCAAUGUCGAGUGUAUCAAAUACGAUAGCGACAACAAAACUUAUACAUGGACCUGAUGUACAAUCAGAAUAGUGUUCAUUUUGGAACACUGUUGUUAAUGUAUCAUAAUUUAUAUGUAAUUUAUUUAUUGAAGUGAAAAUUUUAUUUUAAUGCUCAA